UCUGCUCCAACUUCAACGUCGACGGCGACGAUCAGCUCAUCAUCAACAAAUUCUCCGAGGAAGAGCUGUCGGAGAUCAUGCUAUCCCUCGUCGCCAAUCAUCAUCGUCAGGAGGAGAACUCUUUAUUCGCGACGACUCCCAACCAUUACGCCGCCAUGCCCAUAUCAUCAUCAUCACUUCAUGAACUUCUCAAUACGACAUCGUCUUCGUUCGAGUCUGAUCGCGUUUCAUCGUUUUCUCCUGAUCGUGAUCCCGAGGCGAUAUUGUUCAAUAAUAUCGGAAGCGGGAUGACUGACAAUGUUGAUGGUGGAUCAAUAACGGCGUCGUUUGGCGCGGCUACUAAUUGCUACCAUGGCCAGCAGCCGACGGCGGCGGCUAAUUACGUACGUGCUCCAUCGGCUGCGGCAGUAGCUGCUGACAUGGACAAUUAUUACGUAAGCAUGCAUACAUAUAGCUUUAAUUUGUCAUGGUUGAUGGAUUAUAUUCUUGAUCACGGGACGACGAAGAAGACGACGCAAUUAUGCAAUAACAGUAAUAUUAGUGCCGACGUGAAGGUUGGGCAAUACACGGCGGAGGAGAGGAAGGACAGGAUCCUAAGGUAUUUGAACAAGAGAAACCAAAGAAACUUCAACAAGACCAUCAAGUAUGCUUGCCGGAAAACGUUGGCCGACAGAAGAGUACGUGUGCGAGGGAGGUUUGCAAGGAAUAGCAGCAGCGAGGAUAAUAACCGACCAUACAAUGAAAACGACGUCGGUACACAUAAUGUCCAGCUGGUUGAUAAUAAAGCUGGCGGUGAAGAAGAAGAAGAUGAAUGGCUGCAAGAGGCUAUGGCGAGUCUAUUGUAUGCACCAUACAUUGCUGCAGGAUGA
Messenger RNA from Linum tenue, 869 nucleotides. NCBI's taxonomy places the organism in Eukaryota, Viridiplantae, Streptophyta, Magnoliopsida, Malpighiales, Linaceae. The record is from the annotation of a GenBank genome assembly.